Molecule: messenger RNA, 3543 nt
Organism: Thyridium curvatum
Lineage: Eukaryota; Fungi; Ascomycota; Sordariomycetes; Thyridiales; Thyridiaceae
Exons: 2
Coding region: 1-3543 (1180 amino acids)
Biological process (GO): isoprenoid biosynthetic process; coenzyme A metabolic process; ergosterol biosynthetic process
Cellular component (GO): peroxisomal membrane; endoplasmic reticulum membrane
Molecular function (GO): protein binding; hydroxymethylglutaryl-CoA reductase (NADPH) activity
Source: RefSeq, a predicted model, not a curated record
AUGAAUGCCUCGUCGCUCAUUCCCUCCCGAUUUCGGGGAGAGCAGCCUGCCUCCCAGGCUGCUGCUCCGUCUUGGCUCAACACCAAGAUCACGCCCUUCUUGCAAUCCCUCUCGAGUCUCUCGUCCUCGCACCCGAUUCAGACCGUGGUCAUUGUCGCCCUGCUGGCAAGCUCCACCUACAUUGGCCUCCUCGAAGAGUCCCUCUUUGAUGUCUCGCGCAGCGUGCGCAAGGCCGACUGGGGCUCUCUGACCGAGGGCAGCCGAAGCCUGCGAGCUGGCCCCGAUACCGCCUGGAAGUGGCAGACCCAGGAAUCCGAUGCGUCUGUGUCUUCUGCUGUUGACCACCUCGCCCUCCUGACUCUCAUCUUCCCCGACUCCCUGUCCAACGACGCUCCCAAGACGGCUCCUCUCCUCCAGACCGUUCCUAUCCCCGAAAACCUCUCCGUUACGCCGCUGCCGUCGACAUCGAACAGCCUGACGUCGUACUCGCAGGACAGCGCCCUGGCCUUCUCCGUCCCCUACGACCAGGCCCCCGAGUUCCUUGCCACCGCGCAAGAGAUCCCGAACGAUAUUCCUGGCCAGGAGACCAUUGAGACUGCCAAUGGCAAGGAGAAGAAGAUGUGGAUCAUGAAGGCCGCUCGCGUGCAGACCAGGAGCAGUCUUGCCAGAUGGAUUCACAACGCCUGGAUUGAGUUCAUUGAUCUGCUCAAGAAUGCCGAGACCCUCGAUAUCAUCAUCAUGGUCCUGGGAUACCUCUCCAUGCACCUGACCUUCGUUUCUCUCUUCCUCUCGAUGCGCCGCAUGGGCUCCAACUUCUGGCUCGCCGCCAGCGUGCUGUUCUCCUCCGUCUUCGCCUUCCUGUUUGGCCUCAUUGUCACCACCAAGUUGGGAGUCCCUAUCAGCGUCGUUCUGCUAUCCGAGGGACUGCCUUUCCUGGUUGUCACCAUUGGUUUCGAAAAGAACAUCGUCCUUACCAGAGCUGUGCUCUCGCACGCCUUGGAGCACAGGCGCUCUCAAGAGAGCACCGCCGAGAAGGACGCGGUCAACAACUCGGGCAUCAUCCACUACGCUAUUCAGAUGGCCAUCAAGGAGAAGGGCUACGAAAUCCUCAAGGACUACGCCAUCGAGAUUACUCUUCUGAUCGCUGGUGCUGCCUCUGGCGUGCAGGGAGGCCUGCAGCAAUUCUGCUUCCUCGCCGCCUGGAUUCUGGUCUUUGACUGCAUUCUUCUCUUCUCGUUCUACGCUGCUAUCCUGUGCAUCAAGCUUGAGAUCAAUCGCAUCAAGCGCCACGUUGAGAUGCGCCGCGCUCUGGAGGAUGACGGCGUCAGCCGCCGCGUUGCCGAGAACGUUGCCAGGAGCAACGAUUGGUCUCAGGAGGAUGGCAAGGGUGGCCAGUCCAUCUUUGGUCGCCGAGUCAAGAGCACCAGCGUUCCCAAGUUCAAGGUUCUCAUGGUCUCCGGCUUUCUUCUUGUCAACGUCUUGAACCUUUGCACGAUUCCUUUCCGCUCCGACUCCUUCGCGUCCAUCUCGUCCUGGGCUGGUGGACUCGGUGGUGUUGUGACUUCGCCUCCUGUUGAUCCCUUCAAGGUCGGCGCCAAUGGACUUGAUGCUCUCCUCGCGUCUGCCAAGGCGCAGAAUCAGGAGACCGUCGUCACGGUGCUCACCCCGAUCAAGUACGAACUGGAGUUCCCCUCUAUUCACUACGCUCUUCCUCCGGCAAAGACGACAUCCGAGACAGGCGACGAUUUGGCCAACCUCGGUAUGGGUGGCCGCAUGGUUGGUGGUAUACUGAAGAGCCUGGAGGACCCUGUCUUGUCGAAAUGGAUCGUCGUUGCUCUCGCUCUCAGUGUAGCUUUGAACGGGUACCUGUUCAACGCAGCGCGCUGGGGCAUCAAGGACCCCAGCAGCCCACAGCACCCGAUCGAUCCCCAGGCUCUUGAGGAGGCGCAAAGGUUCAACGACACCGAGUCGGCCACGCUACCCCUCGGCGAGUACAUGAGGCGGUCUCAAUCAAGGGUGCAGCUCACCCCGGCCUCGACAGAUGACGAGAAUGACCUUUUGGCUAUGCGAAACAGGGAAGAGCUGAACUCGCCUCAAAUUUCCCAUACCCAAGCCGAGAUCGACCAACUUCUCGAGGAGAAGCGUGUCCACGAACUUACUGACGAGGAGGUCGUCGCCCUCUCACUCGACGGCAAGGUUCCCAGUUAUGCGCUGGAGAAGUCACUGAAGUUCGAUUUCACUCGGGCUGUCAAGCUCCGCCGUUCGAUCAUUGCGCGAACUAAGGCUACCACGGAAUUGACUGGUCUGUUGGAUCGGUCCAAGCUCCCCUACGAGAACUACAACUGGGCUCAGGUCUUUGGUGCGUGCUGCGAGAAUGUCAUUGGCUACAUGCCUCUGCCUGUCGGCGUCGCCGGCCCUCUGGUCAUUGAUGGCCAGAGCUAUUUCAUCCCUAUGGCCACCACGGAGGGUGUGCUCGUCGCCAGCGCGAGCCGUGGCUGCAAGGCCAUCAACUAUGGUGGCGGUGCUGUGACUGUCCUGACGGCGGACGGUAUGACGCGCGGACCCUGCCUGAGCUUCGAGACCUUGGAGAGGGCUGGCGCCGCCAAAUUGUGGGUGGAUUCGGAUGUUGGCCAGGCCACGCUGAAGAAGGCCUUCAACUCGACGAGUAGGUACGCUCGUCUGCAGACGACAAAGACCGCCCUCGCAGGCACCAACCUGUUCAUUCGGUUUAAGACGACAACUGGCGAUGCCAUGGGCAUGAACAUGAUUUCCAAGGGUGUAGAGCAUGCCCUGAGCGUCAUGAUGAACGAGGCCGGUUUCUCCGACAUGGAUAUCAUCUCUUUGAGUGGCAACUACUGCACGGACAAGAAGGCUGCUGCCAUCAACUGGAUUGACGGUAGAGGAAAGAGCGUCGUCGCCGAAGCCAUCAUCCCUGGCGAUGUUGUGAAGAGCGUCUUGAAGAGUGAUGUUGAUUCCUUGGUCGAGCUGAAUAUCAGCAAGAACCUCGUGGGUUCUGCUAUGGCCGGCUCUAUUGGCGGUUUCAAUGCUCACGCCGCCAACCUGGUCGCUGCCAUCUUCCUUGCGACGGGUCAGGAUCCGGCUCAGGUUGUGGAGAGUGCCAACUGCAUCACGAUCAUGAAGAAUCUCCGUGGCUCUCUGCAAAUCUCCGUGUCCAUGCCGUCGAUCGAGGUCGGUACCCUCGGUGGUGGUACUAUUCUCGAACCUCAGGGAGCCAUGCUCGACAUGCUCGGCGUCCGCGGCUCGCACCCGACCAACGCCGGAGACAACUCUCGGCGCCUGGCCCGCAUUGUCGCAGCUACUGUGCUUGCUGGCGAGCUGUCGCUGUGCUCUGCGCUCGCUGCCGGCCAUCUCGUCAAGGCUCACAUGGCUCACAACCGCUCUCAGCCUCCCACGCGGUCCAGCACCCCCGCUCCCAGCGGUGCCAUGACCCCCGUCGGGCUGGCCAUGACCAGCGCGGUGGAGAAGGCCGCCAGGUCGCCUGACCCGCUCAGCGCUGCGGCCAUCGAGCGGGCCAAGAGAUGA